Rattus rattus (black rat) is the source of this 3120-nucleotide messenger RNA. RefSeq names its product kinesin-like protein KIF21B. Gene Ontology annotation, biological process: mitotic spindle organization; microtubule-based movement. NCBI's taxonomy places the organism in Eukaryota, Metazoa, Chordata, Mammalia, Rodentia, Muridae. Gene Ontology annotation, molecular function: ATP binding; microtubule binding; microtubule motor activity. The record is from RefSeq and is a predicted model, not a curated record.
AUGGAACAGAGGACAUGGAAGGAGUUGGGAGAGAGAUGGAAAGAAAGCGGCUUUCAAUCUGACGAGUACUCUCCAUUUAUUAUCCUCAUCAGAAAGCCUCUGGUGGAACGCCACUCUGUUAUCAUUAGCGACCCAGACGUGACUGGGCUUCGGACGGCGGGCCACGGGCACUGGUAUGAGACGCUCACUGCUAAGUUUCACUUUGUGGACUUGGCGGGCUCGAGGCUGAAGCGGACAGGGGCCACCCGGCGGAAGCAGGCCAAAGAGGGCAUCUCCAUCAACUGUGGUCUGCUGGCCUUGGGCAAUGUGAUCAGUGCCUUGGGAGAUCAGAGCAAGAAAGUCGUGCACGUGCCCUACAGGGACUCCAAGCUCACUCGGCUGCUCCAGGACUCUCUUGGAGGCAACAGCCAGACCAUCAUGAUCGCCUGUGUGAGCCCCUCAGAUCGGGACUUCAUGGAGACGCUCAACACUCUCAAAUAUGCCAAUCGGGCUCGAAACAUCAAAAACAAAGUGGUAGUGAACCAGGACAAGACCAGCCAGCAGAUCAGUGCGCUGCGAGCCGAGAUCGCACGCCUGCAGAUGGAGUUGAUGGAAUACAAGGCGGGCAAGCGAGUGAUUGGGGAGGACGGUGCAGAGGGCUACAGCGACCUGUUCCGGGAGAACGCCAUGCUACAGAAGGAGAACGGAGCACUGCGGCUCCGAGUGAAGGCCAUGCAGGAAGCCAUCGAUGCCAUCAACAGCCGGGUCACACAACUCAUGAGUCAGGAGGCUAACCUGCUUCUGGCCAAGGCUGGGGAUGGCAACGAGGCCAUUGGCGCUCUGAUCCAGAACUACAUCCGGGAGAUUGAGGAGCUUCGCACGAAGCUUCUGGAGAGUGAGGCUAUGAAUGAGUCCCUCCGAAGGAGCCUCUCCCGGGCUUCCGCUCGGAACCCCUACUCCCUGGGAGCAUCUCCAGGAGGUCCAGCCUUUGGGGGCAGCCCGGCCAGCUCCAUGGAAGACGCUUCUGAAGUGAUCCGCAGGGCCAAGCAAGAUCUGGAGCGGCUGAAAAAGAAAGAGGUCAGGCAGCGGAGGAAGAGCCCGGAGAAAGAAGCCUUCAAAAAGAGGGCAAAACUCCAGCAGGAGAACAGUGAGGAGACGGAUGAGAACGAGGCUGAGGAGGAGGAAGAAGAACGAGAUGAGAGUGGCUGUGAGGAGGAGGAAGGGCGUGAGGAUGAGGAUGAAGACUCGGGCAGUGAAGAGAGCCUGGUGGACUCGGACUCCGACCCCGAGGAAAAGGAAGUCAACUUCCAGGCAGACCUGGCGGACCUGACCUGUGAGAUUGAGAUCAAGCAGAAGCUGAUCGACGAGCUGGAGAACAGCCAGCGGCGGCUGCAGACGCUCAAGCACCAGUACGAGGAGAAGCUCAUUCUGCUGCAGAACAAGAUCCGAGACACACAGCUGGAGCGCGACCGCGUGCUGCAGAACCUCAGUACUAUGGAGUGCUACACGGAGGAGAAGGCCAACAAGAUAAAGGCGGAUUAUGAGAAGAGGCUUCGGGAGAUGAACCGGGACCUGCAGAAGCUACAGGCUGCUCAAAAGGAGCAUGCCAGGUUGCUCAAGAACCAGUCUCGCUAUGAGAGGGAGCUGAAGAAGCUGCAAACGGAGGUAGCCGAGAUGAAGAAGGCCAAGGUAGCCCUCAUGAAGCAAAUGCGUGAGGAACAGCAGCGGCGGCGACUGGUGGAGACCAAGAGGAACCGGGAGAUUGCUCAGCUCAAGAAGGAGCAACGGAGGCAGGAGUUUCAGAUACGGGCCCUGGAAUCUCAGAAGCGCCAACAGGAAAUAGUUCUGAGGAGGAAAACCCAGGAGGUUUCCGCACUGAGGCGCUUAGCAAAGCCCAUGUCUGAGAGAGUGGCCGGACGUGUAGGAUUGAAGCCCCCCAAUAUGGAUUCUGGGGCUGAGGUGUCUGCCAGCACUACCUCGUCUGAGGCUGAAUCCGGAGCUCGCUCUGUCUCCAGCAUAGUGCGUCAGUGGAACCGAAAAAUCAACCACUUCCUGGGGGACCACCCUACAGCCACUGUCAAUGGCGCCCGCCCAGCCAGGAAAAAGUUCCAAAAGAAGGGAGCCAGCCAAAGCUUCAGUAAGGCGGCGAGACUCAAGUGGCAGUCCCUGGAGCGGAGGAUCAUUGACAUUGUCAUGCAGAGAAUGACCAUCGUCAACCUGGAGGCUGAUAUGGAGCGUCUCAUAAAGAAAAGGGAGGAGCUCUUCCUCCUACAGGAGGCACUGCGGAGGAAGCGGGAGCGCCUGCAGGCUGAGAGCCCCGAGGAGGAGAAGGGACUACAGGAGCUGGCUGAGGAGAUCGAAGUGUUGGCAGCCAAUAUUGACUACAUCAAUGACAGCAUCACUGACUGCCAAGCCACUAUCAUGCAGCUGGAGGAAACCAAGGAGGAGCUGGACUCGACAGACACAUCGGUGGUCAUUAGCUCCUGCUCUCUGGCUGAAGCCCGCCUCCUGCUAGACAACUUCCUCAAGGCAUCCAUUGACAAGGGACUUCAAGUAGCACAGAAGGAGGCCCAGAUCCGGCUGCUGGAAGGACGCCUCAGACAAACAGACAUGACAGGCUCUUCCCAGAACCACCUGCUCCUAGAUGCUUUGCGUGAGAAGGCUGAGGCACACCCUGAGCUGCAGGCCCUCAUCUACAAUGUGCAACAUGAGAAUGGCUAUGCCAGCACAGAUGAGGAAGUUUCAGAGUUCUCUGAGGGGAGCUUUUCCCAGUCAUUCACCAUGAAAGGCUCCACCAGCCAUGAUGACUUCAAGUUCAAGGUAAGCCCUGCUGGAAUACAGGCUAUAGGCUUAUCAGGGCCAACCUCCCAGCCUGAUCUCCAGAACUCCUCAGCUCCCACAUCCCAAAAGGAGAGCGAUCACGUCCUCAUCUCGGGACCGUUGUGGAGUGGCGAUGAGCGGACCGGCGUCCAGAAUCCCACCCAGCACUCGCCUCCAAAUAGAUUGCAAUGCUCGCGGCUCUGGGAAGGAGGAAACAUCAUCUCCACAAAACAAACCGGUAAGGUCAUGCUACAGCUCACAGAGCAGGAUUCAAACCCAAGCAAGCAGACGGUGACUUCAUCUUGUGUUGAACUGCUGUGA